AGCAACAUGAGGUCACGGGUGUUGCUGCUGCUGCUGCUGCUGAAACAUGUCACAGCGUCUGACAGCCGCAGGACGUCUGAGCGUCUUGCAGGUCUCCGAGGUUCCGCUCGGUCUGGACCUCCUGCAGCUCACCUCGGUUCUGGGCGCCCUGCUGGUGUCUUCCAGGACCUGCAGUCUGCUCUGGACGCUGGAGGUCCUCGUCAGUCCUCUGGUGGCCGUGUAGGUGGUUACCGUCCUGCAGGACCUUUGCCCUAUGAGGCUCAAGCAGGAAGUGCCUCUUUAUAUGGCGGUGCAGGAAGUACCCCCUUAUAUGGUCGAUCAGGAAGUUUACCCUAUGAAGGUCGUGCAGGAAGUGCCCCCCCAUAUGGUGGUGCAGGAAGUUCACCCUUAUAUGGUCGAUCAGGAAGUUUACCCUAUGAAGGUCGUGCGGGAAGUGCCCCCCCAUAUGGUGGUGCAGGGAGUUCACCCUUAUAUGGUCAAGCAGGAAGUCUUCCCUAUAGAAGCCAAGCAGAAAGUGUACCCUUAUAUGGUCGAGCAGGAAGUCUUCCCUAUAAAAGCCCAGCAGAAAGUGCACCCUUAUAUGGUCGAGCAGAAAGUGCGCCCUUAUAUGGUCGAGCAGGAAGUCUUCCCUAUAAAAGCCAAGCAGAAAGUGUACCCUUAUAUGGUCGAGCAGAAAGUGCACCCUUAUAUGGUCGAGCAGAAAGUCUUCCCUAUAGAAGCCAAGCAGAAAGUGCGCCCUUAUAUGGUCGAGCAGGCAAUUUACCCUAUGAAAGACAAGCAGGAAGUGCACCCUCAUAUGGUCAAGCAGGAAGUGCUCCCUUAUAUGGUGGAUCAGGAAGUUCUGCCUAUGAAAGACAAGCAGGAAGUGUUCCCUUAUAUGGUCGUGCUGCAGCACAGCGGCCCCCAAAGGCCAGCUUGGCCCCGCAGCAGCACCAGCGAGGACCCAGGUUGGGCGCCGAGUCGUCCCCUCCACGCCAACAGGAAGCGGUGGUGGUUUCCAGCGGCGGGAUCCAGAUGGUCGCCACUGAGCCGGCGCCACCCGGGCACAGAGCCGAGCCGCUGCAGAACUCUGAGCGAGUGCCGCCAGCAGGGUGGCCCUCCAGGUACCGGGCCAGACCACUUGGGGAGUCCACAUCCGCAGAGGCGUGGAAGAGGUCCGGGAAAGUCCGGGGCUCCUGGUUGUCAUAGCGACACCUGCCAGGUGACUUUGGUCUCAAGUCUUCACCUUUUUUUUAAAAGCUCAAAUAAAAGAUUCAGAUUA
Entelurus aequoreus (snake pipefish) is the source of this 1261-nucleotide messenger RNA. Its product is annotated as trithorax group protein osa-like. The coding region runs from base 7 to 1188 and encodes 393 amino acids. The transcript has 4 exons. The record is from RefSeq and is a predicted model, not a curated record. Lineage: Eukaryota; Metazoa; Chordata; Actinopteri; Syngnathiformes; Syngnathidae.